Messenger RNA from Planococcus citri (citrus mealybug), 2881 nucleotides. Its product is annotated as toll-like receptor 3. The transcript is spliced from 2 exons. Gene Ontology annotation, molecular function: protein binding. Bases 272 to 1669 code for a protein of 465 amino acids. Lineage: Eukaryota; Metazoa; Arthropoda; Insecta; Hemiptera; Pseudococcidae. The record is from RefSeq and is a predicted model, not a curated record.
GCUCACACAUUUACGCAUACCCAUUACCCAACCCACACAUGUACAAAAUAAUAUUUUCUAAGAGCAGACAGAAACAAAACAGAGGCUUGUUAAGGGGUGAUUGCGGAUGACGCGAAUGUAUCAUAAAGUCGUGUUUAAGAAACUGUGUCGGAAUUUACGUUUUUACUUUGUGCUGAUACGUAUUAAGAAUUUUGCUCGGUGCGUAAUUACUUAUUGGUAAUAUUUGUGAUUAAUAUUAUUACUCGAUUGUUAAACCAGAAUCCACCUAAAAAUGAUCAGAAUCCUUCGAGUUUGCUUCUACCAGCUGCUAAUUUCAACACUGACAUUAACUUCAGCUCAAUCAACUCACUUCUGUUAUGGCAAUAUAUACUGCAACUGCAACGCAGAAGACAUCAACAAUAAGGCAUAUUUCUGCAGCGAACCCAGCAUCAAAGACAUGGUAAUUUUGAACGUACGUUACACCGCUAAUAUCACACAUAUAGAAAUCGAAAGCGUGAAAACUUUCAACCAACCAGAUUACCAUAUGUUAUUUGCCAACAUAGACGAAUGGACUUCGCAUCCAGUCAAUUUCACAAUACAACAAUCUGCAGUUCCAGCGGUACCAUUUAUCGAACUUUUCAACAUUUUCAGCCUGAAAAACACAGUCCGAAAUUUAACUUUCACAAAGGCGAAACAGCUACCUGACUCAACAGCGCCUCCUGUUUUCAGGUCAAAUCACCUCUCAAAACUGUAUUCAGUUAUUGUAUUGAAUUUAUCAGAGAACAAUUUCGAAGACUUGCCCGAACACCUAUUCGCAGACAUGGUUAAAUUAGAACAACUAUUCUUGAAUGGGAAUAGUCUGCGAAAACUGCCAGCUAAAAUAUUCAAGUCUUUGAAAAACCUCAAAGUCCUGAACCUUUCUAGAAAUCGGCUUCUUUUAAUGAAUGAAAAACCGUUCUUAAAGCCGGAUUCGGGGACUGAAAUAAACUUAAUCGAUAACGAUUUCGAAUACGUACCGGAGGAAGUGGUCAUGAAAGUGGUAUUGAAUAAAAAUCAUGUGCGAAGAAUGCCUGCCAAAAUAUUCACCCCUUUGAAAAACCUCACAAGUCUGGAUCUUUCUGAGAACAAGCUGUCGUCGCUGGAUAAGUAUAUUUUCCGCGAUUUAAUUUCUUUGGAAAAUUUGAACCUGAAUGGAAAUAAUAUUUCAGACCUAUCGUACUCGUUAUUCAAAUCGCAAACUCACUUGAAAAAUUUACAGCUGGCAAACAACCAAUUGAAAAAUUUAACGAUGGGUGUUUUUCGUAAACUGAAAAACUUGACUACUUUAAAUUUGAGCGGAAAUAGAUUAAAUGACCUGACGAAGCCGGUGUUCAGCUCAUUAACUCGGCUAGAAAACUUGCAAUUGGCGAACAACGAAAUAAGCGAGUUGAAAAAAGGCAUCUUUGAUGAUUUAAAACAUCUCAAAACGGUGGAUUUGUUCGGCAAUAAAGUAAAUCCUCAACCCCGAACUACAUCGUGGACUGCAAAGAAAUGCGCAUAUCACGAACCCGAAUUUCGCUCGUGGCUAUGGAAACUUGGAUCGCAUUUGGAAAAUGCUUUCAAGGGAGCUUUUGGUGCCACAGAAACGUUAACGCCACGAACAUACCUUUUACGUGGCGGAGUCGGCCAUAUGCGCAACAUUUUACCCUAAAACUGUUUUUCAAUUUCAUACCACUAACAGUAACCAGGGGACUAAAGCAGAAAAUUUUAGGAACAGACGAAAAUGAAAGGAAAGAGAAUGCAAAAAUACAUCACAAGCCAAACUUCCUGGUGUUAAAGCGCAUUUUUGGAUUUGUGGUGAAUUUUUAAAAAUAUCUUGUAAUUUGAGCCAAAAAUGGAGAAAAAUCAAAAUUUUACCAAAUUGACCUAGAAAGCUAAAAUUUGGUAUGCGCCCUAUUUUUGACCAACCAAAUUAAUUGGGAACAGUUUCUAACAGUUUCGAGCAGGUCUGGAAGCACGAGAUAAUUUUUGAAAGUUUUUUCCACGGAUUUUUAAAAAAAUCGAAAAAUAAAUGUAGGCAGCCGAAAUUUUGGUUGUUGAGGUUUCAGACCAUACUCUUUCCAAAAAUCGCGGUCCCGUUCAAGUCGGAGGCGGACACCUCGAGUGGUUUCUUUGUGAGUCGAUUGGAAUAGUCUUCAGUCACAUUUUGGAAAUUUCAAAUUGUCAAAAAGGGGUUUAAAAAAACUGUCAAAAUUAUUAUGUGGGAAUUUCAAAUUUCAAAAAGCUGCUGGAGGCUCUAGAACUGUUGUUCCUAUUUGAAAUAGUUUUCAAUCGAUUCAGAGAGUCGAAAAUAGAGUACCUAAUACAUAGGUUUGGGCACUAACAUACCAAAUCUUGGCUUUCGAAGUCAAUUUGAUAAUUUUUUUCUCAUUUUCUGACUUUUUGAUUUCGAAUAAAUGAAAUUUUGGCUGGUCAAUAGUUAUGUGCUUUUUCAUGCUCUUUCGAUUUAGCUUUGUCUGGUUCAAAAUAUUUUCUGCAAGUUGAAUUGUAUUUGUAUAUAAGUGUAAAAUAUUUUCAUUUUCAUCUUUUUAAAUGUACCUACUUACGUAAUUUACUCAUAAAAAAAAAGUUAUCCAUCGGAUGUGCUUUUUACUAUUCUGUAUUCAUAUACUUAAAUUUAUAAUUUUUAAAUUUUUUUAAUAAUCGCGAUAAUUUGCGAAAUUUUACACAGUGUUUGUCAGUUAUUGUUGUUGACUUUAUUACAUGUCUUGCUCUAGUAUUUACCUAUCAACCUGCAUUUCAUUUGAGCAAGAAGCCAUAAUAUCAUUAGGUUUACUUUUUUUUGUACCUAUAUACUUAAGUUAAUCAGUUAUCAUAAGUUGUUCUCACCUCAAUUUCCAUUAGAUACGUCUUGAAAAAUGAA